GAGAGAGAGAGAUUGCGCGCGCGGCACAGCCAGUUGUACCGAUCAGCCAGCAGAGGGCAGGCUGUCACCAAACCGACUGUCUGCUACUGAAGUCCAAUGUUUGGGUUUUAACAGCCCAACUCAACUUGUAGCUAACUGUAGCUGCACGAGAGGAAACUAAGUCCAAGCUUGAAUGGAGAGAAGAAACGGACCGAGAAGCGACGAGUAACGUGGACUCUGUGUUUCCUCCAGGGUGCCAGGAAGAGAAGAAGCAACCAGUUGAUAUGGAGGCUGAGAAGGAAGCAGAGGACUGUGACACCAGAUGUGGUGAAGAACUCAGGCUGGUCCUCAUCGGGAAGACCGGAUCUGGCAAGAGUGCGUCUGGGAACACCCUUCUGGGCCAGAAGCAGUUCCUGUCGCAGAUCAGUGCGAGCUCUGUCACCAGGACUUGCCAGCUUGGGAGCACUGAGCUCGCAGAGGAAGAGGAUGCUGAGGAGGAAGGCCCGGCUAUCGCACAGAGGAGGACGGGGAGAGUCACAGUGGUUGACAUGCCAGGUUUUGGGGACACUCACCUGAGCGAGGAGCAGAUCCACGCAGAGGUAGCCAAAUGUGUGUCUCUCUCUGCCCCCGGGCCACAUGCUUUCCUCCUGGUGGUGCCGAUAGGACGAUACACAGACAAUGAGAACCAGGCUGCCUGUGAGUUGACCAAGAUAUUUGGGGAGGAUGCAGUACGUCACCACACAGUGGUUCUUUUUACCAGAGGUGAUGACCUAGAAGGCAUAGGGAUUGAGGAUUAUCUGCAGGAGACUGCACCUGCUGGGCUUAAGGCUUUGAUUGACAGGUGUGGGGGCAGGUACCAUGUAUUUAACAACAAAGACCCCAGUAACUCAGUGCAGGUUAAAGAACUCCUACUGAAGGUGGACACAAUGGCGAAGCAGACUAGAGAAGGGUUUUACACCAAUGCCAUGUUUUUAGAAGCAGAGGCUGCCAUCCGGGAGGAGCAGAAAAGGAUGUUGAGGGAGCGAGGGCUAGCAGAGGGGGGAGAACCAAAGAUAAUCGAUGACAGCAUGGAGGAGCAAGCUAAACUAGCAAAACGAAGAAAGUGCGACUUGGUGUUUGACGGAGCAGAGAGCACCGAUAGAGGGUCAAAAGGGGUCAGGAGGAGGGAGUUGGAGAGAGGAAAGGAAGAUGAUUUUAGGGUGGAGAGGUGGACAGAGGAGAGUAGAGGCAACGCCUUUAGCUUCCUGAGAGACCAGUUUAGAGGCAGACGCAGGGCUGUGAGCAGGCGCCAGUCUGUCCGUUCCUCCUUGAUUCACAUGAGGAGGGAGGCUGCGCUGUCUGCGAAGGUGCUGGAGAGAGUUAAGAUCCUGGUGGCUGCUGGAGCCACAGGCAUGUUGGUGGGGGCAGUGUUUGGGGCAGCUACCCCUUUGGCAGCUGCGGCCGGGGCAUCUUUCAUGGGGAACUCGGUUGGUUUCGCUGCAAGUCAGUUCGCUGGGAUGUCUGUAGCGGGAAGCACAGGUGUGGUGAAAGCUGUUGGGGCCAUAGUAGCGGCAGCCUCAGGAAAAACUGCUUUGGCUCUGGGGGCAGCAACGGGUGGAGUUUUGGGUGGUUCUGUUGGAGCCAUCGCUGGUACAGAAGCUGCCAGUCCUCAGGAGGGUGCUCUGGAUGCCCUGGGGCAGGUUAGUGUCAUAGGGGCCUCUGUAGUGGGAGUGGCAGCAGGUGUGGGAGGCACAAUGGGAGCUGGGGCUGCUCUAAGCGCGGCGCUGGAGGGAGUAGCUUUCACCACAGGGGCCCUCGGUGUAGCUGAAACUGCAUCAGUAGGAGCAGCAGGAAUGGCCAAUGCCUCUGUAGCUCAGGGCAGUUUAGCCUCAGCAGCAGGGCAGCAUGCAGUGGCCGCUGUAGGAAGUGCAGCUGCAGGUACUGGGAGUCCUCAGUGUGCUGCAGCCUUAGCUCAGGAGAUAGUUGUGAAUGUCCCACUGGCUGCUGGGUCCCCCGGUGUUGUGUGUGGCCUAACGGGGCCUAGUGCGGCAUCGGUGGCCAGCAGGGUUGUGUCAGAUCCCUGGGCCACCGUGGCAGUAUCGACACGCAUCCUGACUGCAGUGGCUGAGAUAGGGAAGGCUGCAGCAGGCAUUGCCUUGGCUGGUGGUCUGGUAGUGAAGGUGGUAAAGGAAAAAAUAAGAUGUGGCACAGGAACAACAGAAGCCAGUUACUCAGAGAAGAAGUCGUAUGAGGUCUACUGGAACAAAUGAAUACAAGUUUAAGACUGGAGAUACUAUUCAUAUUUGUUACCUGGCCUUCUGAUAAAGUGCUAGACCCCACACACAGUAGCAGUGAGAGAUAUUGCUUUGCCACAGAAUUUAAAACCCCCUCAAAGAUUCAAUCACAAAUUACAAUUGAUAAAAGAGAUUACAGAAUUUUGAAUUCACAAAGAAUAUUGAUUGGAACUUUUUGAGGCUGGUGAAUGAGUUCAGUGGCAUUUGCAAUGUUGAGUGGGCUGACGAAUAAAGACAAUCACAUUUUUAUCUAAAUCAAUUUUUAUGCGGUUGUUAUUCAUCUCACAGCCGAUUGGUUGCCUUUGAACACAACCUAAUGUCACAUAAUAGAAAUAAAGAGACAAUUACUUCUGGAAACUGGGCUGUUAAAAAUGUCGGAGUUCAGCAGUGUGAGCUCAGUUGAAUUUGACUUUUCUCCUUUUCUAAAGAAAAAUCCCUGAAAAUAAGAUAUUUUUGCCAGGUGAAAAUAAUGUGUUAAUGUAAUUAAUCUUACUCAUGACAGUAAUGAGUGUUGUAAAUGAACGAAAGUUCUAAGUAUUGUUUUUAUAUCCUGAAGUGUGUUCUGGCAGAUGGUGGUUGUAUUGCAGUGUUUCACGUCUUGUAAUAUGUAACCAGACAAGAGUCAUGAAGUUAAGUAUUAACACUAGUUUUAAACAACCCUAUUUCAAGUUGUACUGUAAAUGUAUAAACAGCUCAGUGUUAACUUUGUUGCAGUGAAAUAAACACAAAAGUCUGUAUUCUUUCAGUGAA
Molecule: messenger RNA, 3002 nt
Organism: Cyclopterus lumpus (lumpfish)
Lineage: Eukaryota; Metazoa; Chordata; Actinopteri; Perciformes; Cyclopteridae
Exons: 2
Coding region: 264-2228 (654 amino acids)
Molecular function (GO): GTP binding
Source: RefSeq, a predicted model, not a curated record